Molecule: messenger RNA, 4719 nt
Organism: Engraulis encrasicolus (European anchovy)
Lineage: Eukaryota; Metazoa; Chordata; Actinopteri; Clupeiformes; Engraulidae
Product: protocadherin beta-16-like
Exons: 3
Coding region: 1-2565 (854 amino acids)
Biological process (GO): homophilic cell-cell adhesion
Cellular component (GO): plasma membrane
Molecular function (GO): calcium ion binding
Source: RefSeq, a predicted model, not a curated record
AUGACAAGAAUUCGUUGGCGUACAUUUCAAAUUCACUCAGCUGGUAGAACUCCUGGAUUAUACAUCCUAAAUCAGAAUUGUGUUGCGAAUCGGACAAUCUAUUGUUUGUUGAAAUACCAGCCCCUAACACACAGAACAAUGGAGUAUCACAAUAACGCGAGCCGCUGGAGAUGGUAUGUGUCUGCUUUCUUUAUCUUCAUCACUUUUCUGAAUCCGGCAUCUUGUGUUACUCAUUACUCUAUACCAGAAGAGAUGGAAAUAGGCACCGUUGUGGCAAAUUUGGCUGCAGAUUUGAACAUUGACGUGAAAUCACUAAGCAGAAGGAAAAUGCGACUGGAUAACAUCGCUAACAAGAAAUACCUUGAGAUUAACAAAGACACGGGGGAGCUCUUCAUCUUAGACCGAAUAGACAGGGAAAACCUUUGUACUUCCAAAUCAGAAUCGGCAUGUGUGCUUAAAGUAGACGUCUCAUUAGAAAAUCCUGUUCGUAUGUUUUAUAUUGAACUUGAAAUACUGGAUAUCAACGACAAUGCGCCACAUUUCCGGCGAGACACUAUGCAUCUGGACAUUUCAGAAUCCACGCCUACUGGGGAACGAUUCUCUUUGACCAAUGCUGUGGAUCCUGACAUAGGGUCAAAUUCUAUCAAAACGUAUUAUCUUAGCGAGAGUGAAUAUUUUAGCAUAGAAAUACAAGCCGGCCGAGACGGAUCUAAAUUCACGGACUUGAUUCUAAAAAAAGCUCUUGACCGUGAAGAGCAAAGUGUGCAUAAUUUAAUACUCACAGCUGUGGACGGAGGGGUACCUGCCCGGUCUGGUACAGCUUCGAUUAUGAUCAGAGUUUUAGACACAAAUGACAACGCACCGAAAUUUGAUAAGGAAAGCUACACCAUUGAACUACCAGAAAACUCUCCCAUUGGUAGUCUUGUUGUAAAACUCAAUGCGACAGACCAGGAUGAAGGUUCCAAUGCCGAGAUCACAUAUCUGUUCAGCUUGUAUACAUCUGAAAAAACACAGCAAACAUUCUCUUUAAAUCCUGAUAGUGGCGAGAUCAGAGUCAAAGACAUGGUAAAUUAUGAAGAUUUUAAGAUUUACGACAUGGAGGUAGUAGCAAAGGACAAAGGCGCUAACGCUUUGUCUGAGAAGUGUAAACUAACCAUAUUAAUUACUGACAUGAACGACAAUCAUCCUGAAAUUUCAGUCAAAUCAUUUCAAAGUACAGUAAAGGAAGAUGUUGAAUUGAACACUGUCAUAGCUGUCUUCAGUGUCAGUGAUAAGGACUCGGGCGACAAUGGUGUUGUAGAUAUUAAAAUUAAUGAUAAAUUGCCAUUCACCUUGAAGGAAUCUUCAGAUAACUAUUAUGAAUUAGUAGUGGCCAAACCCUUGGACCGAGAAAAGGUGCCCGAAUAUGAGAUAACGAUCACAGUGACUGAUAGAGGCACGCCACCGUUGUCUGACAACGAGACUAUAACUUUAGAACUUCUUGAUGUUAACGAUAAUGUUCCCAAAUUUAAUCAAACAUUCUACACGAUACCAGUAACUGAGAAUAAUGCACCUGGUGCACUACUGGCUUUGAUUACAGCUGUGGAUCCUGACCUGCAUGAAAACCAAUACUUGGUUUAUUUCAUCAUAGAAAAAGAAAUAGCAAACACCUCCAUGUCCAUGCUAUUCUCCAUUAACCCAGAGAAUGGCCAUCUUUACGCACUGAAGACGUUUGACUAUGAGAUAGAGAAGGAGUUUCUUUUCCACGUUGAGGCUAGGGAUUCAGGUGUCCCUCCACUUAGCAGUAACGUCACAGUUCACAUCAUCAUUAAGGACCAAAAUGACAACACUCCUGUGAUAGUGUCUCCAUGGCGUGCGCAUGGCUCUGUGGUUGAAGAAAAGAUUCCCAGAAAUACCGACAAAGGAUCUCUCAUCUCUAAAGUAAUUGCCAUCGACACAGACUCUGUGCACAACUCCAGAAUCACAUAUCAGUUUCUCCAGAACACAGACGCUACAUUAUUCAGCCUGGAUCAGUACAAUGGAGAGAUCCGAACCAUGAGGAUGUUCAGCUACAGAGACCCGCGUCACCAACGCUUAGUGGUGAUCGCCAAGGACAAUGGAGAGCCUGCGCUCUCUGCCACUGUGACCAUCAAACUCUCCACGGUGGAGACCGCCAUGAAGUCCUACUCUGACAUGACUGAAGUCCCAAUAGAGUACGACAUAUUUUCGGACUUGAAUCUCUAUCUGGUGAUUGGACUGGGCUCAGUGUCGUUCCUGCUACUCAUCACCAUUCUGGUCACCAUCGUGCUGAAGUGUCAGAAACCGAAGCCCAGUAAAUCACUUCCUCCAAGCAGGAACAGCGUGGCCAGUAGCGUGGACAGGAACUCAGGCUUUGCAGACUCCACUCUGGUCUCCAAUGACGCCUACUGGUACAGUAUGUUCCUGGCGGAGACCCGUAAAGGGAAGCUGGUUGUGCGCCAACCGGCGCCAAAGGGGCAGAGAUACAUCGUCUCCAGCCUGCCAAGAAGUAUAGGUCUGACUGAGACCAGCGGGUCAGCUACAUCUACACUGCAGUACUCAAAAUGAGAGAGAUCCCUUCUCACAGCUGGAGGCGUCUACAACCACCAGUAGCAGUUCCUCGUGAGGCCUCUCCCUUGCUAUACGACCAUCGCUGGAGGGACGUCAGGAGGAACGUGAACAUCCGAACAUCCUGACCCUUUGACCCCAAACCUGACCCAUGUCCUUCAUUGACACUGGCUCCUUGUGAGGCCCCUCCCUGCCUACAACACCAUCGCUGAGGAGACACCAGAAGGAAUACCAACUGAAAUUCGAAAACCUGACCCUUGACCUCAAACCUGAUUCAUAUCCUUCAUUGACACUGGCUCAAUUUGAGGCCCUUUCCUGUGGACACUAUCAUUGCUGGAGAGAUAUCAGGAGGAAUACCCCCAGAAUGCCAAAAUCAUGACCUUUGACUCAAAACAUGAUCCAUGUCCUUCAAGGACCCCUCUGGCUACAAUGACGCUGGAGAGACAUUGGACGAAUACCCGCCAAAAAUUCCCACCAUGAACCUUGACCCGAAAUCUGAAUCUGAGCCUGAAGAUGCCCCUCCUAGGCCCAGAUUUGGCUUCACCACUGCAUGAAAGGGAGGUCAUGUGGAGUACCCCUUAAAAAUCCUCACCAUGUCUCUGACUCUGUCCCUAACCCCCUCAACUCCCUUUCCAUUUGUAUAGGACAGUGCCACUAGGGAAACAUCAAGAGGAACAUCAUUUGACAUCCGUAAUUCAGACCCAAAGCCUGACCAUCAUCCCCAUGGCCUUUGGGCCUUAUGCAGGCUUCCUUGCCCUCCUGGACUGUGGAAAAUUACCCCAGUGGACCCUGAGGCCCACCUGUCCCUAUUCACAAACACACAUACACACAAACGCACACACACACACACACAGGCAUGCAUAUCCCUCCUAAAACACACACACACACACACACCUCCAGAAGGCACUACAACGCUGGAACACUAUCACCAUGGACACACACACACACACACACACACACACACACACACACACACACACACACACACACACACACACCAAAGCCUCUCCAUCCAGCCAGGCCGUCCUCACAUGCAACACCUGCAUAGUAUCAGCUGUGAUGCUUGUGUUCCUUUGUUUCCAUGUUGAUCACCAGAAUGGAUUAAGGACAAUUAGGACGCUUUGCAAUGGAUGUGGACAUUACAUGGGAAUACUGCAAAUACUACAAAGAUCGCCAGUGCUGGAGAUGCAUCAAUGAAUACGGAAUCAUCUGUGGGUGAGGAACUUGAAAGGGCAGCAUGCAGGUGAUAUUGUCUGGUCCCAAAGAGUUGUGUUAUGUGGAUAGAGAGAGAGAAGGGGAGAUGAGAGAAAGUGUGUGUGUGUCCGUGUGUUUGUGUGUGUGUGUGUGUGUGUGUGUGUGUGUGUGUGUGUGUGUGUGUGUGUGUGCAUAAAAAACAGAGGGUGGAGGGGACAAGGAAAUCUACAGUAUAAGAGCAAAAAAGAGGGUGUCUUCAGAAUAUGUACAAAUUACCAUUAUCAGCUUAUUGAGCAUGUAUUUGUUUCUACAAAAUGCCUGCAACAGUCCACCAUAUUCAGUAUGUACUGGACAGUAUACAGAUUCAUCCAGUAUAAUCUAGUAUAAUAAGUCUCGCAAGGUGUUAACUCAUGACUCAUAACACAUUAUGCAGCAUCUGAAGUGAACCACUCCACAGUACAAAGUGUACCUUCAUUGUUCUACUGCUUCAGCAGGUUAUCAAGAUCUCAUCCUUCACAUUAUGUCAGAUGAAAUCAGGCUGUACACCUCUUCUGCAGUGCUGGACAUAGCUCUAAAACACACAUCCUCCACUUCUUCCUUUGUCUGCUUCUCAUGUACAGAGGCGCAUGCAGUACACAUACGUACACUCACAUACGUACACACACACACACACACAUCCCUAAUAGCCCCCUAAUAUGGCUUUGCUGGUCCAACUUUUAAAUAUUUAUAAACACCUCGAUGCUGGGCGUCAAUGCUUGCCCUUAUUAGUAAAUCUUGAGGCUGAUAUCUGUUGUAAUCACUGACAGCAAGCCUCUUGAUCAGCAACGAGCUUUACAAAAAACAACAAUCAAGCACGGUUAAAAAAAAUGACAUUCAGAUGGUCAGGCCAAAUUCCAGGGUGCUGAGAAAGCCUUAGUGUAGUAAGGAAUGCUUCACCACUGGGCCCAGUGUUAAAGGGGU